AUGGAACCUACUUUUCCGUUAUUUCGACUACCCGAGAAUGCCAUCAUCAAUGUUCUCAAAAACCUGCGUUUGGGACAAUUGUUCAUCAUCUCCCUAGUCUCGUCGAAAACUAAGAAUCUCGUGACAUCAUUGGGAUUAAGAGCCGAUUGUGUUGAGAUCACCGUUACAGGUUUCCUUCAUAUAUCUGUAGAUAUUGGAAGAGCCCGCUUCCAUUUGAUCAUUUUCACUAAUUCGAAUGAUGAAAAUGGAGAAUUACCCGCAGACAUAACUCUCCCAGGUUCUGCUGAUUUUUAUUUUGAAGACACUAGAAUGCAAUUAACAGCUCAAUUAUUCAACUUCAGCAAUUGGUUGAAUCACAUUCAAGCAUUGUUCUGUUGGAUUAAGCCACCGAAUGUUUAUUUUGGUCGAGGCUGUGAGAUAUUUAAGGUUCAGUCGUUGAAAGAUGCAAUUGGAGAUGUCAACGAUCUCUAUGUGUCUGGACGAUUGACGGAUGUUAUGAGCAGAGAAGUUUUGAAACAAUUUAAUACUCCCAACAUAUUAUAUCUGGACAAGAAUCCAUUCGAAGAUGUCUCAGAAAUUCAAAAAUGCUUCAUUCAAAACCGGAAAACUAUUAUAUUUGAUGACGUUUACUCAUUGGAUGAUAUGUUGUUGGUCAAUAGCGAAAGAGCCGAAUUCUUUCAUCCAAUAUCACAGAAACAGUUCAAUCAAUUCGUCAAACACUGGAUCCGUGGCUCAAAUCCAAGACUACAAGACAUGUCUCUAUCAAUCGAUAAAAUUGAUUUUCCCAGUGGAGAAGUUUAUUUGAAGGGGAUCCGAUGCACUACUAUGGAAGAAGUAGCGAAACAAGAAAUCAUUGAAAACCACAGACUACCAAUUGCUGAUAUGGCACAAAUCAGACGGAAUGACGGUACAACUGCAGUGGUUGUGACCAAAGAUUCAGAAAAUGUUUUGUUUGACUUCUCUCUUAUCUCAACAAAAACUAAGAAUCUCGUGACAUCAUUGGGCUUAAGAUCCAUUUCUGUUGAGAUCAAGUUAUGUCGUGUGAUUCGUAUAUUUGUAUGCUUCGAAAAUGCCCGAUUCCAGUUUAUUAUUUACAAUUUUUCGAAUGACCUGGAUGGGGAAUUACCCGCAGACAUUGCUCUUCCAGUUGGUGCUGCUUUCUUUGGAUGGCCAGGCCCAAUAAUUCAAUUAACAACUCCACUACUCAACUUCAACAAUUGGUUGAAUCAUAUUCGUACGGUAUUCUGUUACACUCUGCCACCGUGCAUUAGUUUUUCUCGAGGCUCUGAGAGAUUUAAUAUUGGAUUGUUGAAAGAUGCAAUUGGAAGUGUCAAUUUGCUUCUUGUGUUAGAGCAAUCAACUUAUAUCCAAUACAAGAACAUCUUGAGUCAUUUCAAUACACCCAGCAGAUUAUUUCUGGUCAGGAAUCCUUUUGAAGAAGUCUCAGAAAUUCAAAAAUUCUUCAUUCAAAACUUCCAAAGCUUUGCAUUUCAUGAUGUAUACUCAUUGGAUGACAUGUUGCUGGUCAACAGUGAAAAAAUCAAAUUCACCUGCCCAAUAUCACAGAAACAGUUCAAUCAAUUCGUCAAGCAUUGGAUCCGUGGAUCUAAUCCAAGACUGCAAUGCAUGUCUCUAUCAAUCGAUAAAAUUGAUUUUCCCAGUGGAGCAGUUUAUUUGAAGGGGAUCCGAUGCAUGGAAAUGAAUGAAGAGGCAAAACAGGAAAUCCGUGAAAAUCACAGUCUCUCAGUCAAUGUCGAUAUGGUACAAGUCAGACGGAGAGACGGGACACCUGCAGUUGUUGUGACCAAAGAUUCAGAACAUGUUUUGUUCCACUUCUCUCUUAUCUCAACGAAAACUAAGAAUCUCGUGACGACAUUGGGUUUGAGAGCCGAUUCUGUUGAGAUCAGGAUAUGUCGUGUGAUUCGUAUAUUUGUAUACUUUGGAAAUGCCCGAUUCCAGUUUAUGAUUUACAAUUUUUCGAAUGACCUGGAUGGUGAAUUACCCGCAGACAUUACUCUUCCAGUUGCUGCUGCUUAUUUUGGACUUCCAGGCCAAAUAAUUCAAUUAACAACUCCACUACUCAACUUCAGCAAGUGGUUGAAUCAUAUUCGGACGGUAUUCUGUUGCACUUUGCCUCCGAAUGUCCAUUUUGCUCGAGGCUCUGAAAGAUUUGAUAUUGGAUCCUUGAAAAAUACAAUUGGAAAUGUCAAUUGGCUUUAUGUGUUUAGAGGAUCCACUAACAUUCAUAACAAAAACAUAUUUAAAUAUUUCAAUGAAUCCAAAAAUUUAUAUCUGGACGGGAAUCCAUUUGAAGCAGCAUGUGAAACUCAAAAAUUGUUCAUUCAAAACUUCAAAAGCAUUGGAUUUUAUGAUGUAUACUCAUUGGAUGACUUGCUAUCGGUCAACAGUGAAAAUGCUGAUUUCGGAUAUCCAAUAGCUCAAAAACAAUUCAAUCAAUUUGUCAAACACUGGAUCCGUGGGUCUAAUCCAAGAUUGCAACACUUUUCUCUAACAAUCGAUACGAACGAUUUCAUCAACGGAGAAGUGUAUUUGAAUGGGAUCAGAUGUAUGGAAAUGAAUGAAGAGGCAAAACGAGAAAUCCGUCAAAAACAGUGGCGACUUUCAAACUGUGAUGUGGUACAAAUCAGACGGGAAGAUGGGACGACUGCAGCCAUUGCGACGAAGAAUGAUGGGGAUCGUCGUCUUAAUAUUCAUCUAAUUGUUUGGCACUGA
This is a messenger RNA of Caenorhabditis remanei, 2733 nucleotides long. RefSeq lists its product as uncharacterized. The transcript is spliced from 4 exons. The record is from RefSeq and is a predicted model, not a curated record. Lineage: Eukaryota; Metazoa; Nematoda; Chromadorea; Rhabditida; Rhabditidae. Bases 1 to 2733 code for a protein of 910 amino acids. Gene Ontology annotation, molecular function: protein binding.